AUGCGCUGUCCCUCUCAACGUCCUCGUCUCUUCCGCUCGCCCGCCCACCCCCGCUGUUCCGUUCCCCCUUCCCCCCCGCAGUUCGACGACAUGGUGUGGCUCGAGUUCGGCGCCGACGAUCACAUUGUGCCCGCGGAGGCCGCCAACGCCCAGGGGGACUGGUCGGCGGAGAUGGGGUGCGCGGAGGAGAGGGGCGCACGGCCGGCUGGGGACGGAUUGGGGGCAAGCGGAGACAGGCGGUCGGUUCGCGAGAUGGAAACCGACGGGGCGCUCGGGGAGUGGAUGGCGGAGGCCGGGGGCGCCCCCGGACGGGAAGUGGCGCAGAGGGGAGAGGAGGGCGCGCGGAAGGCGGGUAAAGGAGAAGCGGCGGACGAUUUUACGCUGCAGCAGUGCGCGGAAAGGGAGGGCGGAGCGGGGCGAAGCGGGACGGGCUACGGGUAUGGUUACGGGAUGGGUUACGGGCAUGGGGAGUUCGGCGGUGGCAUAGGGGGGGGCGGCGGGGACGAGGGCGCGGUGAUGCGCAUGAUGGACGCGCACAUGCGCGCCAACAUGGGCAUGGACGCGCGCGGGGGCGCUAGAGGCAUGGGGAUGGGGAUGGGGAUGCAGCAGAGCGAGGCGCGCGACGGAGGGGGGGAUGCGCGCGUUGCGGGAGACGCGGACAUGGGGGAAAAGGCGGAGGAGGGGGUGGGGGACAGGGAGAGGGCAUGCAAUGGAGGCGAGCCAGGCCUCAGUGGCGGAGGGCGGGGCGGUGAGGCGGAGGGGGCUGCGGCAGUGGAGGCGGGCGGCGCAGUGGGUUGGGGCAGCGGGGAGCCGGCGGCGGAACACAGCGGCCUCGGCCACCGUGCACUCCCGUCAGUGCCCCACCCCCCUCUUCUUCAGUCCCCACCCUUCCUCCCAAACAACUCUCCUUGCUUCUUCUCCUGUUGCCCCCCUCCCCUGGCAUUGGCGCUCCCUUCCGGCUGCGGCAGGAGCAUGGAGGGGAUGGCGGAGAGGGGUGGGGAGGGCGCGAGAGAGGUGACGGCGGAGGAAGAGGAAGGUUCCAGAAACUUCAGCACGGGGGAGAAAAUGGGGGGAAGGGGGGGCGGCGGAGAUGCACAAGUAGGGGCGAGCGAGGGAGUGAUGGGGGAGGAGCGAGGCGCGGAGCAGGGUGGGGCGGAGUGUGCGAGGGUCAGCGUGGGCGCACACGAAGGGCGCGCAGGCGACAGGCGCGAGGGGGGCGAGGAUGAGGGGGAGGCAGAGGGGAAGGGGAAGGACGAAAGAGCAGGAGGAGCAGCAGAGGCAGUGGCAGCGAUGGGUGGAGGCAUACGGAGUGGUGUGAGCGAUGCGGUGAGUGCGAGCGAUGCGCACUUGGCACGGCGGCGAGUGUUGGCACGGCGGCGCAACGAGAGGGAGCAGCGCGCUCCUGCAGCAAGGAAGACCGCCCACUCCGCCGCUGCUGCUGCGCCCGCCGCCCGCCCUGCCACCACCCACCCGCACCUGCACACUCACGCUCACUCCCAUUCGCACUCGCACUGUGCGCCCCUGGCGUCCUCCUCCCCCACGGUGGCCUCCGCGCCCCCCCCUCUGCUGCGCCACUCCCUCAUCGCCUCCCCCUCCGCGCACCCCCCUUCCCCUUCCGUCUCCUCGCUCCACACCGCCUCUCUCCCACGCUCUGUCCCCACGCCCUCCUCACUCCCCGCGCUGCCCUUCUUCCCCGCGCCCACGCCCUCGCCCGCGUCCGCCCUGCCUGCUGCGUGCAUGCGCCCCCCCCACGUGCCCGCUUCAUUCCUCUCACCGCCACUGCCCGCCUCGCCUGCCCCCUUCGCCCUGCUCCGCCCCCAUGCGCCCGCCACUGCCCUGCUGGCCCGCGGCCUGGGGGCGGGGCAGCACCCCCUCGCUAUGGGGCAGCAACAGCAGCAGCAGCAGCAAGAUCAGCGGGUGCUGGGGCGGCAGAUGCUGAUGUUCCAUCAGCAGCAGGUGCAGCAGGGGGUGAGUGAGGAGCAGUUGGCGCGGCAGCACCAGAGCGCGGUGCAGAAGCAGUGGGUGGAGCAGCACGAGCAAGCAAGGAGGCACGAGGUGGAGACAGCACGGCUCGGCAGUGCCGGCACGAGCAGCGGCAAUUACAUGAGCGCCAGUGGCGGCAUCAUGGCAGGUAGCAUGGCAGGUAGCAUGGCAGGUAGCAUGGCAGGUAGCAUGGCAGGUAGCAUGGCGGGCAGCAUAGCAGGCAGCAUGAUGGGCGGUGCAACGCAUUUGCUUCCUGCCAGCCUUGCAGCCCGCCAGCCUGCAGUGUUGGUCCGCCCCCCUCCCCCGCCCCCACCCAAGUGGCCUGCUUCUGUGCCUGCCUCGCUCCUUCCACCGCCUUCCCACCUGCCUCGCGCCUCCUCCCUUCCUUGUAGCACCCAUGCUUCCUCCUCCACUGCCCCUCUCUCCACAUGCCCCUCCCCUUCUGUUGCCUCCACUCGCCUCUCACCCCGCGCCCUGCAACCUCCGUCCCCUGCCGCCCCGCCUGCUGCUGCAACGCCAGCCCCAGCAGCAUCUGCGCUCACUGCUGCCGCCGCUGCUGCUGCCGCCAGUGCAGGCCCAGCAGCAGCAGCAGGAGGGGCAGGCGGGGCGUGCGUGAUGACGCCAGCGGAGAAGAUAGAGAAGCUGCGGCGGAGGCAGCAGAUGAAGGCAGCUCAGGUGCAGCUGGCGUUGGAGCAGAGGAAGCUGUCGCGCCUGCAGCACCUGCACGCCGCCCACCACCUGCACCACCUGCACGCCGCUCAGCACCUCUCCCACCUGCAGCACCUGCAGUUGCAGCAGCAGAUGGGGGCGCAGCAGCAAUUGCGGGCGCAGGCGGCAUGCAGCAGGCACCCCCCGGCGUGGGCCGCACCUACCCUGGCAGCGGCUCGCCCUCUGGCCGUGGUGCUCAGCUCCAGCAACCUCGAGAGAUUCGCCACGUCAGCCUCCACGUCAGCUGCUGUAGGGGCAGGGCGAGACGGCAGUGGCGUGGUGGCAUCGUGUGGGGCGGGCGGGGGGCAGGGCGGGCAUGCAAUGGGCAGGGGUGAGGGCGAAGGGGACGUCGCGAGGGGGAGCGCGGGUGGAGCGGAAGGAGGAGGGGGUGGGGAGUGUGGGGAGGCUUCAGGCAGAGCGGAGGGGGGCAGCAGCAAGAGAGAGGGGGAGGAAGGGGAGGAGGGGUCGGUGGAGUGUGUGGUGCUGGGGCAGCUGGGCAACACCAUGAGCAAGUUGGACGUGCCAACAAGGCUGCUCAUCCGCGAUGCCUUGCUGCGUCUCGCCCACAGCGCCUCCCACCGCACCGCCACUCCCCCUUCCCCGCCUGCCCCCCCGCCGCCUCCUCACUCGCCCUCCACCAACUCCGCCCUCUCCUCCCACACCCACUCCCUCUCCCUCACAUCCCCCUCCCUCCGCCGCCACUUGUCCGAGCCUACACCUGUUGCCAACCGCCGAGCCUCGUGCACAGCUUCGGAGGCGUCGGUGGCACGGAACAGCAGUGGUGGGCAGCACUCCGCGGUGGACGCCCAUGCCGCUCCAGAGAGCACAGGGGAGGCGGGCACGAACGCGGUGGACAGGGCCAUCGCCAAUCUGCUCUUCCACCGCCCCUCGCCGCCCGCCCCUGCCCCGCCUGCCGCUGCCCCUGCUGCCGCUGCCUCUGCUGCCACUGGGGUGCCCGCCAUGCCCCGCGCUGCUUCUGCUCCAGGGGGCGUGCAGGGAGGUGCACGAGAGGCGGUGCUGGGAGGGCGGGGGGAUGGGGAAGGGCUGUGUGCCGCACCUGCUGCCACUGCCGCCCCGCCCUGUGCUGCCAUGUCCACCCCACACUCUCACAGCGCCUUCUUACCCCGCCCCUCCCCCAUGCACAUCUCGUCGCCUCUCUCCCCUCCCCCCCCCUCGCCUGCCCCCCAAAGGCACUCUCUCUGCUCGCCCAUCGCCACUACCUCCUCCUCUGCUCCCGCCCUCUCCCUCUCCCACUCCUGCGCCUCCCCCAUCCCCACCACCCCCUCCACGCCCACCACCACCACUACUACCACCACUAGGGAUACCACCACCACCCUUCGUCCCCUCCCUGCUGGCUCCUCAUCCCUCUCCUCCCACCAGCAGCAGCAGCACCACCACCAACAACAACAACAGCAGCAGCUUGCCACGCUGAUGUGGCAGCCCCGUGGUUUGCCACCUGGCACACGCUGGUUACCAAGUCUAGCCAGGGCUGCUCCGGACGUCCUUAUGGCAGGCUCGGAGGCAGGUCUGGCCGAGGCUGGGGGCAAGCUGGGCAUGGGUGUUGCUUCAGGUGUAUCUGACUCGUCGCUGCCAUCCAGGCUUCCGGCGCUGCCUCCCACUCUCUCAGCGUCAUCAGGGCGGCCAGGUGGCGUGCUGCCAUUGGUCCAUGGCGCGGGGGACGGCAGCAGUGGCGGCAGCAGCAGGGAAGCGCAGCAGGCAUUCAGUGAGAUGCUGUGUCGGCAGCAGCAGCCGCAGCAGCAGCAGCAGCAGCCGCCCUUCCAGGGCGCACACACGGGAGCAGGGCAGCACUCUGCCAUGCACGCGGUGCUGGGAGGAGGUGCCGCCAUGGGCAUGGGCAUGGGUACGGGCAUGGGAACGAGUAUGGGCAUGGAUAUGGGUAUGGGCAUGGGUGUGAGGAUGGGCGGGAGAGCAGACGGUAGCAUGGAGAUGGGGGUGGAGGGCAGUGUGGGCCUGAUGGGGUCAGGCAUGGCGGGCAUUGCAGGGGAGGCAUGGGGAAGAAUGGGGGGAGAGGCGUGGGGGGUUAAGGGAGGGGGAACAUGGGGGGCUGCCGCGGGAGACAUUAGAGACAGCGGUUUGGGGAGAGGGGCAGAGCAAUGGGAGGGCUUAGGUCUGGUGUGA
Closterium sp. Naga37s-1 is the source of this 4830-nucleotide messenger RNA. Lineage: Eukaryota; Viridiplantae; Streptophyta; Zygnematophyceae; Desmidiales; Closteriaceae. The record is from the annotation of a GenBank genome assembly.